UCACUCCACAGUUUCCGGUCCGUUGCUAAAAAACCCUCUUCCUUUCCGGUGCUGAUACUCCACAUACGCAGACAUGCCUCUUGCAAAGGAUUUGGUGCACCCCAGCCCUGAGGAGGAAAAGAGAAGACACAAGAAGAAACGUCUCGUGCAGAGUCCAAAUUCAUAUUUUAUGGAUGUCAAAUGUCCAGGCUGCUACAAGAUCACCACAGUGUUCAGUCACGCUCAGACUGUAGUGCUGUGUGUUGGCUGCUCCACAGUCCUCUGCCAGCCGACGGGAGGGAAAGCUCGUCUGACAGAAGGGUGUUCAUUCAGGAGGAAACAGCACUAAAUGCACCGGACUUGGCUGGACAGCCGCUGAGAAGGAGAGAGUAAAACUUGAUGUUCGUCAAGUUAAUGCUGCCAUGGAGCUGAUGCAGCAAUCAGAGAAUGGAGAGUGGGAUUAAAAUCAUCUCUAUCUACUGAAAUGUUUGGCCUUGUUUGGACUCUAGCAAUAACACAUGACAAUUCAUUUUAAUCUCUUGAUGAACAGGGAUUAUUUUGUUUUGAUCCAAAAUAUCCCACAUGUUCAUGUCACCCAGUUGUGUUUUGACAAAGUUUGUCUUGUAAAUUUUAGGUCAUUUAAGGCCUCAGAGUUUUAUCAAGUAUGGAAGUGUUCUGUGUUAGUGCUGCUAUAACAUCCAGACUAAAACAUAAACGUCUGCCAAGUUAAUUCCACAGUCAAGUAAACAUUUCGUUUUAAGUAGACUAUGAUUUUUGAUCAGUGCCUGCAGUGUCAGUGCAGAGCCUCCUGCUCUGAAGGAGGGGUUUUAUUCAGGGAAAGUCUUUGCUCCCGUGUUUUCUGCUGCUUGUAAAACACAGUGAUGUGACACUUAAUGACAAAACAAUGAUCGUUGAGAUUAUGCAUUUAUGUAUGCUUGUGAACUUCCUGGCAAAAUGAUUUUUGGGGCGAUAAUGUUCAGUUGCAAAAAACAACUGUAUCUAGCUUGAGAGAAGUGUAGAUACUUGACAUAAAUGUGUAUCUAUAUUUGACUUCUCUUUAAGCCUUAUGAGCAUGCAGGUAUUUUCAGUCUAAAAGCAUGAAGUUGUAUACUUAACGACAUUAUGUGAGGAGAGGAAAUUUAGUGACAACUUUCUUCUUGCUAUAGUGACAUCUUGUGUGUGUCUAAUGAUUUGAUACAGCUUACAAAUAAAAUCUGGGAAAAAUGUCA
Molecule: messenger RNA, 1208 nt
Organism: Solea senegalensis (Senegalese sole)
Lineage: Eukaryota; Metazoa; Chordata; Actinopteri; Pleuronectiformes; Soleidae
Gene: rps27.2
Product: ribosomal protein S27, isoform 2
Exons: 4
Coding region: 74-328 (84 amino acids)
Biological process (GO): translation; ribosomal small subunit assembly
Cellular component (GO): ribosome; cytosolic small ribosomal subunit
Molecular function (GO): RNA binding; structural constituent of ribosome
Source: RefSeq, a predicted model, not a curated record